This is a messenger RNA of Trichoderma reesei QM6a, 2076 nucleotides long. RefSeq lists its product as uncharacterized. The transcript is spliced from 3 exons. NCBI's taxonomy places the organism in Eukaryota, Fungi, Ascomycota, Sordariomycetes, Hypocreales, Hypocreaceae. Gene Ontology annotation, molecular function: ATP binding; transcription factor binding. The record is from RefSeq and is a predicted model, not a curated record. Bases 298 to 2076 code for a protein of 592 amino acids. Gene Ontology annotation, biological process: regulation of DNA-templated transcription.
GAAGAAGAAGAAGAGAGAAAAAAUAGACCCCUGGCAAGAGAGAAAAGCUCGCACUUGAGCUUCGGGCCUACCCAUCCCAUAUAAGCCACCAUUCUCCCCCUUCGGAUGCCCAGUGCCGCGUUUCUCCUUCGUCUCAUCUUAUCCAAAGUCGCUGUUCAUUGUGGCGUCAUAAGUCCCUUCCCUUGGUGCUUUCAUUUUGCUGUCGAGCCUUGACGCAUCAAUACCUUGUGUUCGUUUCUCGCAUUUCCAGUCUUUGGUUUCGCACAUUAUCGUUGUAAACAUAAUAAGGUUGGCGAUAUGGCGCAGUACGGCCCCUAUGUUCGACUCUGGGGCAUCCGCCCGUCACAACUCCCUGCAGAGACCGCGUCAGCUCAAGACCUCGUCCCAUUCCUCCAGUCCAUCCUGAGCGAAGCAGUUCCUUUCAUCAGCUCAGUGCCCCUACAAUCUUCCUCCUCGUCAUCAUCAUCAUCCUCCUCCUCAUCGGGCAAAUCGAACAAGUCCAGCCAAGGUGGUGCUGGCCUAGACGGCCCCUGGAAGCCCAAGGGAUGCAGGGCGUUCCCUCACUCCGCCGCGCCGGUGCACAUGUUUGAGCGGGUCGUCUCGGCCGAGGACCUCAAGCUCGCGGCCAAGAGCGACAAUCUCCCGCAGGCGUCUUCUUCUUCCGGCGCCGCGCCCAAGUUCCGGCCGGAAACGUGGAGCCUCCGGCGCAGCGUCCACGAGGGCGCCAGGAAGGCCGGCACCGCGGACUGGGACGAGUGGAAGCGCUGCUUCAAGGACGAGCACGCCGACGCCGAGAUGAAGUUUACGCCCUCGGUCAUGGACCACGCGCUCAAGAAGCAGUGGGAUUGCACGGGCGCCGAGGUCACGCUCGGGGGCGACACGUACGAGGACCUGACGCUCAAGCUGGAGGAGUCGACGCACAAGAUGCCCGCGCCGCUCAACAACCGCGUCUUCCCCGUGCUGCAGCUGACGGCGGCGGUGAGGGGCCGGCGCGAGUUCAUCGUCGUUCAGAUCGCGGCCGUGCCCGAGUCUUCCAAGGCGGAAGAGCAGAGGCCGGAUGGGGCGGUCAGGGGCGCGUACACGAGCAUCGAGCGCUUCCGGGAGGUGGACGAGCAGGGCAACGUCGAGUGGCUGAUGGGGACGGUGUCGGAUGCGAGGGGCGUGCUGCCGGCGUGGAUCCAGAAGAUGGCGGUUCCGGGGCAGAUUGCAAAGGACGUUGACAUGUUUCUGGAGUGGAUUGCAAAGGAGAGGGAGGGCAACCCCCCCAGGCCCUUCGCUGACGCAGACGCCGUCGCCCGCAUAACCGUCGAACUCAACGUCCGCACCGUCAGCGCCCAGACAGAGCGCCUGGAAGAGGAGCUCGCCGCCCUCGCGGAGUACAUCGAGGCGGACAAGGAGUUUCGGGAGAAGCACGACAAGCGGCUGCAGAACCUGUGCAACGAGAUCCUCGCGGUGAAGCAGCGCGUGGUCGAGAUUCAGGGGCCCGAGUGGAACGAGGGCGGCGGCGGCGGCGGCGAGAAGGCCGAGGCGGGACAGAAGGAGGUGGACGAGGCGGUUGAGCGGCUGAGGAGGGAGAUGGGCGAGAUGAGGGGCUUGGUCAGUGAUAUGUCGAGUGCGCUGGACAAGCUCCCGACGGCGGCGGAGGCAGAGGCUUUGGUGAGGCGCUCUCAGGCUCCGGCUUCAGCGAGCAACGGGGACGCAACGCAAGCACCUGCUAUAGAUAAGGCCUCGGGAACCAAAGAGGCACGAUCCAUCAAGCAACGCAUCGAAGACACCAUCGCCUCCACCCGCCGGUGGAACAGCGACCACAAGACGACCAAGCUCACCGACGCCGUCUUCAUCGCGAAUUACCUCAAGCAGCAGUCCAAGCGCGAUCCCCAGAUGGCUGUCUACAUGCAGAGGACGAUCCAGAAGCACGUUCAGAACAGCGGUAGGCGUCCGCGGACAAGGGCGCGUCCAAAGAGCCUCGAGCAGUUUUGCAGGAUGCUGGUGUGGAAGGACGUGCUUGAUACGGCGGAAAUUGUGCUCGUGAGGGAUUGGAGAAGGACUGCGAGGGCGUUGGAGGAGAGGGGUUGA